This is a messenger RNA of Pichia membranifaciens NRRL Y-2026, 364 nucleotides long. RefSeq lists its product as hypothetical. The transcript is spliced from 2 exons. NCBI's taxonomy places the organism in Eukaryota, Fungi, Ascomycota, Pichiomycetes, Pichiales, Pichiaceae. The record is from RefSeq and is a predicted model, not a curated record. Bases 71 to 304 code for a protein of 77 amino acids. Gene Ontology annotation, biological process: mitochondrial electron transport, ubiquinol to cytochrome c.
GCUGCCUGUUGCGCUCCGGUUUGUGUUAGACACACUAAAUACUCCACAUACACACACACAUAUCUGCACAAUGGCUUACAUCUCAGGUCCUGUUCUCAAGCACGCAGCCACCCUCGGUGGUUUCCACGUCAAAAACGUCAUUGCGUACGUCCCAGUCCUUGCCUUCUGGGGCGCUGCUGCCGGCGCAGGUGUCGCAACCUUCACCGACAACUGGCCUCUUUUCCAAAAGACCUUCUACCAAAAGAUCCCAUUCAUCGGCAACCACUGGGUCCACAACGUCGACCCAGAGGACACCUACUACUAGUUCUGCAGGCACAUUCUACGCCCCCUUCUCCGCCUGCACCUGCUACUAAAUUAUUUAUUC